Messenger RNA from Nannochloropsis gaditana CCMP526, 856 nucleotides. RefSeq names its product DNA-directed RNA polymerase III subunit RPC6 (gene RPC34). The record is from RefSeq and is a predicted model, not a curated record. Gene Ontology annotation, cellular component: RNA polymerase III complex. Gene Ontology annotation, biological process: transcription by RNA polymerase III. The transcript has 8 exons. The coding region runs from base 50 to 856 and encodes 268 amino acids.
AUAGGUCUGGAGCAAGAAGAAAGCGAAAGCCUUGCAUGGGAGCGGGAGAAUGGAGACUUCGCGUAAAGAGACCACAGGAGCAGGUGGAGGACAACAUAAGGACGAAUCGGGAAAUCUCAGAGAGGAAUUUUUGUCCUUAUGCCUCAGCCAUGCAGAGGGCUUACGCAACGAGCAACUACGGGAGCAUUUUACGGAGCGAUACCUGCAUUUAGUCCCUAUCAUUAACAGCUGUCUUGCCGAGAAUCUCAUCCGAUGCAUGAAAACCGAAAGCAACGAACUAGUCUAUCAAGCGGUGGAUCCGAAUCUGGCAGAAAAAAUGAGAAAUUUGGGGGCGGAGCAACUGUUGGUUUACCAAGUGGUGGAAAAGGCGGGCAAUAAAGGAAUUUGGCACAAGGACAUUCGGUCACAGACCUCUUUACAGCAGCCGGCCUUGAAAAAGAUAUUGAAAAACCUGGAGUCCCGUCAGCUGGUAAAGAGCACCUCUUCGAUCAGUAGCAAGACGCGCAAGCUGUACCUCCUCUACGACCUGGAGCCGGCCAAGGAAAUCACCGGCGGACCCUGGUACACGGAACACGAGUUUGACCACGAGUUUAUCGAAGAACUCUCUCGCGCCAUUUACCACUUCAUCAAGCAACAGCGCAAACCUCCGUCACUGGGAAUUAUCGCCGACUACGUCCGAAAUUCCGGCGUUUCCAAGGUGAAGAGCGAGAUCAAAAAUGUGGAGCUGGCUCCCGGUGAGGUCCAGCUUAUCAUCAACAGCCUUGCCUACGACAUGAAGAUCGAGCCUGUGCAAAACAGCCUUGUCGGCGCUCUGCCUAUUUUCAUAUACAAGGCCCGGCAGGACUCGGACGGGUGA